AUGACUUCAGACUCUACCCCCUCCGCGGUUGUCCCGCAGACCCAGGUCACCCUCGGCUCCAAGGUCAUCGCAAUCACCGGAGCCAACCGAGGCAUCGGCCUCGGCAUCGCCGAAUGCUGCCUCGUCAACGGAGCCGCAAAGGUAUACUCAAUCGACAUUGGUGAAACUGGCGAUGACUUCGCCGCCCUGUCAAAGCGAUUCCCGGGUCAGCUAUUUGCUGUGAAUGCAAACGUCACACAAGAAGAAACAAUCACAGCAGCCGUCAACCAGAUCAUAGCCGAAGCCGGUGCAUUGCACGGCAUGGUCGUCAAUGCCGGCCGAACCCACCACAAAGCUGCUCUCGACUUUACCAAGGAAGAGAUCGAGAACCUGUUCAAUGUCAACCUCUUCGGGGCUUUUUAUACCGCACGGGCUGCUGCCCGUGCCUUUAUCAAGUUGGGAAUUAAGGGCUCUAUUGUUUUCACUGCUUCUAUGGCUUCUUACCGGCCUAACAAGCGUGUCCCCUCUACACCAUACGGUGCAUCCAAAGCCGGAAUCCGUAACAUGACACACACCCUCGCUAUGGAGUGGGCUCAGUACGGUAUCCGUGUUAACAGUGUCUCCCCAGGUCUGGUUAAUACCGCUAUGACUUACUGGGUGCCCCAGCAGCCGGACUGGGAGCAGCAGCUUAAGUAUUACGGAGGUUUUCCUCGUCUCGCCGAGGUGCAGGAGCUUGGUGGUGCUUAUGUUUAUCUCCUCAGUGAAGCUGCUAGCUACACCACUUCUAUUGAUAUCCCCGUUAACGGUGUUAUUGGCAUCUGUUGA
Messenger RNA from Penicillium canescens, 804 nucleotides. RefSeq lists its product as uncharacterized. The coding region runs from base 1 to 804 and encodes 267 amino acids. The transcript has 4 exons. Gene Ontology annotation, molecular function: oxidoreductase activity, acting on NAD(P)H, oxygen as acceptor. Gene Ontology annotation, cellular component: intracellular anatomical structure. NCBI's taxonomy places the organism in Eukaryota, Fungi, Ascomycota, Eurotiomycetes, Eurotiales, Aspergillaceae. The record is from RefSeq and is a predicted model, not a curated record.